This is a messenger RNA of Tilletiopsis washingtonensis, 1980 nucleotides long. RefSeq names its product putative RSA4-WD-repeat protein. The coding region runs from base 23 to 1891 and encodes 622 amino acids. The transcript is spliced from 3 exons. NCBI's taxonomy places the organism in Eukaryota, Fungi, Basidiomycota, Exobasidiomycetes, Entylomatales. Gene Ontology annotation, cellular component: nucleolus. Gene Ontology annotation, molecular function: protein binding. Gene Ontology annotation, biological process: ribosomal large subunit assembly. The record is from RefSeq and is a predicted model, not a curated record.
CCCACCGACCCUCCUUCUCAGCAUGGCCACCCUCGUCCCGCCACGCUCCGCCAAGCGGCAACGUCUGGCCAACGCCGCAGCCGACAAGGCGGCGGCGGCCAUGGCCGAUGCCGGCCAGCUCGGCCCCGCCGCCGAGACGCUCGUCGUGCAGCUGCGCUCCGCCGGCGCCGACGGCGUGCCGCUGGGCCCCGCCAUCAGCCUGCCGGCAGCGACGGGCCAGCGAGAGCUCGAGAUGCUCGUCAACCAGCUGCGUCGCCAGGCACGCGCAGAGCGCCGACCGCGCAGCGGCGAUGCCGACGAGGAUGACGAUGACGCCGAUGAGGACCUGCCGUUCGCCUUCCACGUUGCGCUGCCCGAGGCACCCGGCGCCGCAGCCACGUCGGCGGCCAACAUGCGCCUGCAGAUCAGCAAGAGCAUCGCCGACGAUGUGCUCAAUGCCGCUGCCGCCAAGCGCCUCGGCCUCAGCUCUGAAGACACGCUCUCCAUCGUGUUCGAGCCGCAGGCCGUGUUCCGUGUGCGGCCCGUGACGCGCUGCACCAGCACGCUGUCUGGCCACGCCUCGCCUAUUCUCUGCUCCUCCUCCUCGCCCACCGGCACCCUGCUCGCCACGGGCGCCGGCGACAAGACGGCGCGGAUAUGGGAUGUCGAGUCGGAGAUGCCGCUGCACACGCUGGCCGGGCAUCGUGGCUGGGUGCUGUGUGCCGAGUGGGAGGGACGCGAGCGACGCUUGGCGACUGGCGACAUGGAGGGCGAUGUGUGGGUCUGGGACGCGCUCGACUCGAGCGAGGGCAAGACGGGCCGGCGGGCAUGGGGCGUCAAGAGCGCAAAGACGAUUGAUGAGGAGCGUGCGGCCGCUACGGCGACACAAGACGCAGCGGACGGCGCAGAGGCCACUCCGGCCAAGACGAAGAUGACGGUGGCAGAGAAGCGGGCAGCACGGCACGCGGCGCCGCAGGGCAAGGUGCUCAAGGGGCACACCAAGUGGAUCACGUCGCUGUCGUGGGAGCCGAUCCACUCCAAUGCCGCUGCGCCACGUCUCGCAUCCUCCUCCAAGGACGGCACCGUCAAGGUGUGGAACGUCUCGACGCGUCUCUGCGAAUUCACGCUCGGCGGCCACUCGGCCAGCGUCAAUGUGGUGCGCUGGGGCGGCGAGGGCGCCAUCUACACUGCCAGCUCUGACCGCACGGUCAAGGUGUGGGAUGCCGCCAGCGGCAAGCUGAUCCGCACGCUCAACGAGCAUGCGCACUGGGUCAACACUCUCGCUCUCUCGACGGACUUUGUGCUGCGCACCGGUCCCUUCGACCACCACGGCAAGCUCGCCAAGCCGGCGCCCGGCGCGCCAGACGCUGCGACGGACGCCGACGGCGCGGCGAAGGCGUCUGCACUGGCGCGCUACCGUGCCGCUACGGCAGGUCAGCGAUUCGAGCAGGCCAUCUCCGGCUCCGACGACCACACGCUCUUCCUCUGGGCGCCGCAGAUCUCCGGCGAUGUUUCGCUCGGCGCCGCGGGCGGCGCGACGCCCAAGAAGUCUCUGGCGCGGCUGACGGGCCAUCAAAAGACGGUGAACCACGUCUGCUUCUCUCCCGAUGGCCGUCUCGUCGCCAGCGCGGGCUUCGACAAUGCCGUCAAGCUCUGGGACGCGCGCACCGGACGCUUCAUCGCGACGCUGAGAGGACACGUGGCGAACGUGUAUCGCGUCGACUGGAGCGCUGAUAGCCGGCUGCUCGUGAGCGCAAGCAAGGACAGCACCGUCAAGCUGUGGGAUUUGCGCACGUUCAAGCUGCGUAUCGACCUGCCAGGCCACUCGGACGAGGUCUACUGCGUCUCGUUUGCCGCUGACAAGGUCGUCAGUGGCGGGCGUGACAAGACGCUCAAAAUCUGGCGCAACUAGACGGCUGGGCAGCGAUAUUCUGGGGCACGAUGGUUGCACACAUGCAUGUCACGCACACAUUCUUCCUUGGGCUAAUCAGACAGAGCUCG